AUGGCGUCCCGUAAGCCUCGCAAGGGCUCGGCCUGGGCUCCAGACUCGACCGAGUCGCUCUUCGACGACGGUAUCUGCGACGACGACAGUCGAGAGCGAUGGAAGCGAGCCCUUGAGGCGCAGGAAGAAGAGCAGGCGCUGCUGCACCGCACCGUGGUGGCCUCCAAGCGACAGAACCUCGAGCUGCAGUACGAGCGGGUAGCCAAGCAGCGAGCCUUCAUCCGACGUGAGAAGCGCAAGCUGUUGCUGCAGCACGCGCUGCUCGCCUCCGAGCGCGAGCGCUUCGACGCUUCUCGAUCGUCCGACUGGUUCUGUCUGGCCGCGUUCCUCGCAGCUAGCGAUCGCCGCGUGACUGUGGACGUCGGUGGGCAGCUCUUCGAGCUGUCGGCUGCUGUGGCCUCGAAAGACCCAGCGUCGCUGCUCGCCGCCUUCGUUCAGGACGAUUCCCCGCUCACUGCAGCUGAAAGCGGCUGCUUCCGAGUCGAUCGGGACUGGAGACUGUUCCGCCACAUCCUGCGGUUCCUGCGUGACGGCGUCUUGCCCUCGGACCCGAAGCUGCUGCGAGCGCUCUACAUCGAGAGCGAGUUCUGGCGCUUCGAGUCGCUUUUAAAGGCUAUCGAGGCCAAGAACCUGGAGCUGUGGAAGUCCAAGCAAAGCAGCGACGCCGGCGCCAAGGAGAAGGAGACCAAGGACCCGGGUGCGUGGUGGCUGGAUCCGCCGUCGUGGUGGGGCACAGCCUCUGCGGGUGGUGGCAGCAGCAAGACCAAGGAGAAGAUGAUCAAGGCGACUUUGUUGGCGUCGUUCCAGAAGAGGAAGAGCUCCAAGAACGCCGCCAAUAAGGCGAAGAAGAGCUCCCAGGACGACGACGACGAAGCGGAGUCGUGGUGGAAGGACUCGAAGUACAAAGGCACCGAUUACAUGGACAUUCUCGCGAAGGAUAAGGCUAAAGCUGGUGUUGACGGUGACGCCCGCACCCCGCGCAGCCCUCUAGUCACGAACCACACCUGGUCGGCUUCGAUGACGCCCAGGAAGUAG
Phytophthora sojae is the source of this 1035-nucleotide messenger RNA. RefSeq lists its product as hypothetical. The transcript has 2 exons. NCBI's taxonomy places the organism in Eukaryota, Oomycota, Peronosporomycetes, Peronosporales, Peronosporaceae. Gene Ontology annotation, biological process: protein homooligomerization. The record is from RefSeq and is a predicted model, not a curated record. Bases 1 to 1035 code for a protein of 344 amino acids. Gene Ontology annotation, molecular function: protein binding.